Molecule: messenger RNA, 4983 nt
Organism: Pogona vitticeps (central bearded dragon)
Lineage: Eukaryota; Metazoa; Chordata; Lepidosauria; Squamata; Agamidae
Source: RefSeq, a predicted model, not a curated record
CUCUCUCUCUCUUUCUUUGGAGGCUCUGCAGCUGCAGAGAGAGGAGCCGGACGGAGAGGCAGGCCCCCCAAAGCGGCAGGCAUGUCUCCCCUUCACCUUCCCUUCUGCGCUUCACGCCAGGUUUGGGAGGACUGAAGGACAGCUAAGGGGGAAAACAAAGCCCCCCCCCCAAAAAAAAGCCAGCCACUGUAGGAGGAGCGAUCUUUCCCUUUUGCUGGUUCAAAGGAAAGAAAAAGGCUCCCACCUCUGAAGCCCUGGAUCUGUCCCUUCUCACAGCCUUCCCUCUUGCAGCCGUGGCCGAGGUCCGUUCCUGAACCCGCCCAGGCCUCGCAAGCAGGAAAUCCGGACCUCUGGAAUGGGAUCUUCACUGGGUUUGUUACUGGCCCUUGCCGUUGCUCUCCCGGAUCCUGCCCUUUUGCAGCCAUGCUCCUUGGGGAGCCCUCCCCUCCCCCUCCAGUUUGCCGACGUGGGUGCUGACCACAGGGUGCCAGCCCACCGCCGAGCCCCUGGUUCCCUGGAUCCCCUCUAUGGCUUCGUCCAGACAUUUCUUGAUGUGAUUCAACAGAACUCUUUCCCUACAGAACUAUUGAGGGAUGCCUUCAAUGACCCGCCCUCUGCUAGAACGUCUCAGAUCCUCCAGUAUCAAACGGGAUACAUCAUCUGCGCCACCAUUGCCGUCCUCUACUUUGUGACGCUGCCCAUGAUCGGAUUGAGCCUCUGCUGCUGCCGGAGGCACCGGCGCUGCGGCACACGGAUCAAGGCCUACCGGCGCUCGCUCCUCUGUCAACGCAACCUUCUCGUGUUUUCUCUGCUCCUGACCACGCUGGUCAUCCUGGGUGGCGUCAUCUGUGCUUUUGCAGCCAAUCAGAAGGUGAAAGAAGAGAUGGACCCUGGUGUCCGAGAUGCCUUAAACACCUUGCAGGCUUUGAGGCACCAUGUGAAUGGUAUCCCACAGGGAGUUCAGCGGGCAGUGGAGCAGUUUGCCGUGCCCAAGGAGCGAAUCCUCCAGGAUCUGAGCAAUAUCAGCUGGAGUAUCGGAAGCACCAUCCACCUGGUGCUCAAGGGGACGGUGUAUUCAGCCAUGGCUGCCACGAAGGCUCGGGUGCAAGACCUACAGAACUCCUGCUCUCAUUUACGGACACUCAACUCAACGGUCCAGAGCCUGAUCCGGCACCAGGAAGAGCUGGAAGCAAUCCUGAAAGACCGGAAGGGCAGCAUCGUUUCCCUUCUGGAGGACCCGCAGUGUACCUACUGCAUUAGUGCCCUGGGCAGAGCACAGAACUUGGAGUUGGGGGUGAACUACUGGAUGGUACCUUCGGUGGAAAGAGUUUUGAAAACCUUGAAUGGGCUUCCCAAAGCUAACUUUUCUGAAAUAAUCCACCAGGCCAACAGCAGCUUUAACUCUAUCCCAGAACUGGCUGUGUUGAAAAUGGCUGAGCUUAUUCGAGACCUCAAAGUGGAAGUAGAGAAAGUGGCCCAACGAGUCCAGUCGGUGGCCGAAGGCUUCCCAAUUUCAGAUCACUCUCGUCCAAUGGCUGAUGCUCUGAUGAAGGCCGAGAACAGCAGCCGGCCUUACUUGAAGGAAGCAAAGCAUUAUGAACGAUACAGGUGGAUUGCCGGUGUGGUCACCUGUACAGUCGUGCUACUGAUUGUCUUCUGCAACAUCCUGGGACUCUCUCUUGGCAUUUACGGGCUGGCUGUGCGGAAGGAUCCCAGCGACUACGAAAGCAAGGGAGAAGCUGGCGCCAAGUUACUCAUGACAGGGGUCGCCUUCAGCUUCCUCUUCUCCUGGCUGCUGAUGCUCUUAGUCUUUAGCACCUUCCUGGUGGGUGGCAAUGUCCAGACCUUGAUCUGCAAGCACUGGGCCAGUCAAGAGAUUUACAAGUUCAUUGACACGCCCGGGAAUCUUCCUUCUUCCAUGAACGUCACUGAGCAUCUCGGCCUGAAAAAAAAUCUCAACUUAACGACCGCUUACCGGCAAUGUAAGAAUGGCGCAUGCUUUUGGGAUGUUUUGCCGCUAGAGAAGAGCUACCAUCUCAACGAGCACCUUGAUGUUGCCAAGUACACAGCAGAGUUUCAGAAACGUCCUGACCGUUUCCAGAUCCGCUUUCAAGAGAUGGUUUUGCUAAACCCAGAGGGGAAGAAGGACCUGGAGACCUUCCGAGACAGCAAACUGGACCAGAUAGAUUUUGGGGGAUUCACAGCCGAGAUGCGGAAGCCGGUGGUGAAGACCAGCCUGGUUGGCCUGGCCGUGGAACUCGAGGGGCUAAGCAAAGUUCAGAGUGACCGAUCUCUGGCAGAAAGGCUGGCAGAGGAGGCCAAGAACCUGAAAAAGAUUCAGAACAUGACUGUCCUCAUAAUGGAGGGCCUUGUGGAGAAGCUGAAAGCCAGUGUCCAGUUCUUAUCAGCCAUGGCACCAGGCUUGCAGGCUCUGAUAAACAGCACCCAGUCACAGAUUAACCAAGCGGAGAGCAUCGUCCCUAUAGAGUCUGAGAAGAUCCUGAAACAGGAAUUAGGUUGCUUCGUUAAAAAAGAGGCGGGGUACAUCUCGCAGUACUUGAACUGGCUGAGGAGCGUGCUCACGGAAGACGUGGCUUCCUGCCAGCCUUUCUCCACCGCUCUAGACAACGGCCGGGUUAUCUUGUGCGACCGCGUGGCGGAUCCCUGGAAUGCCUUCUGGUUGAGCCUCGGCUGCUGCACCUUCUUCCUCAUCCCCAGCAUCUUCUUUGCCAUCAAGACCACCAAGCACUUUCGUCCCAUCCGGCUCCGACUCGUUUCUACAGGAUCAGAAGAAACCUACCCAUUCCACAUUCCACGUGUAACGUCUCUGCGGCUGUAGGAACUCCUGGCCUCAAGAUCUCCAGGUGAGAGGGACAAGCAUUCCCCAGUCAGGAAUCGCCCUUGCAAAUAUCCAGGUAUUCCCGAGGCUGUUCCCUCACCCACAAUGUCUCCACCAUACUCAGAGCUUACUGGAAAGACUUCUCUUGGACUAAAAAAAAAUGUUCUGCCCACUCAUCAUUACUCUCCAAGCAUCGGUUUUGCUUUGGCUCAACUAUUCAAACAGAAGUGCAUCUGUUGAUGGAAACCAGAUAGAAUACGUCUGCCUGUCCUCUCGCAGCGCCGGCUGUUUCCUCUGCAGCCUUGCCAAAAGAGCCCUCAAAAUUCUCAUACCUGUUUUCAUUUGUCAGGCAGAUGCUUCUGAGGGGAAAAAAAACAGGGUGGGAUAAGGAUAAACAAAUGAGGAUGUGCUGAGGAUAGUGGUUGUGGUUGAUUAGUAUGACUCUGGAGGCUCAUUUUGCCCCCCCCCCAUUUCACCCUCUCCCAUCCGCCACCUCUGUUCAAAUGGAGUCAUUUUAUUGUAGCUGCUUCUGAAAUUAAGGAUGUCAUUAAUUUCUGAAGCUUUGAGGCAUCUGCUCACCCAGCAACGGUGCCCCUGUAGCCUUGGGUGGCUCAGCUUGAGAAGCUCUGAUCACCAGGUGGAAAAAUGUGGCCGGCACUCCUUCCGGCGUCACGAGAGAAUGUCCCCGAAAUUUCACUGCAGAGACUUUAGAGGGAUUUUCUGCUUUCAUGGUGGAACAUGGAACGGGGUUGGGUGUGUUAAAAGCCCUGACGAAGCUGGAAAGUGGGGAGCUCUCCACCUUAGGUAUAACUCACAUCAGCUCCAUGUACCCAGUUCAUAAAGGCCUCCAUGCACUCAAUUCAGACGGUCAUUUCAUCUAGCCAACAAACGGUCAGCUUUGAUGGGAGUGGAUUUCUAGAGAAAUGGCUAGCAGUGUGCCUUUCCCACCCUGUACUAGCUAGCUCUCCCCUUCCUAUGGAGAUGCUGAAGAUGAUACAGCCCAAGGUGAGCCUACCUGGUGGUGGGCAGGGAUGCUGGCCUUCUGAAAGAGCAAGGUCCCUGGAGGACCAUAUUUUGCUCUGGAAAGCAAUCAUCAUGGAGUGAGCCUUGGUUAAGAACAGAAGGAACCCGCUUUUUAUUCUGAGAAAGACAUUGUGACAUGAAAGAGGAUAGAGAGUCUUUGUGUUGGCCAACCAAGGCCAAAGCAAGACCUAAGAAGCUACGUUGGCUUCAAAGAGGGAGGUCCAGAGAGCCUGGAAGAGGAGGUAAGGAAGAGAGCUUUCAUCAGCCUUAAACACCUAGGCUUCUAAGGAUGGUUAGCAAAGUUCGAGGCAGGUCAAAGGACAGUCUGGGGAACCUGUUUUUUCUCUCCUGCCCCCAUGCAAGCAAGUGCAUUAAGAAGGCAAGUUGAGUUCUACCCCACUGAUUUUCAACAGGACUGAACCCUUAAAAGCAAGGCUAGCCUGUGAUACCCCUUUAUAUGCCUCCCUCCCAUUCUCUUGGUUGAGAGAGAAAAGAACUCCAAGGAUUAAGGAGACAACGGCUUGCUAACCGCAGAAGUCGCUCUCCAGAGUUCCUUAUAGCUGUGUUCUGGCACGGAGGUGGUUCUGGAAGGUGGCACAUUAACAGCUAAGAUCCUGGAAGAAUUAAAAGCUGGCACAGCAAAGGAGGGCCAAGAAUGCCUUGCCAACAAUCUUGUUUCCUAUUCUUUGUUUUUUUCCCCUAAUAUGAGGAGGCAUUGAAAAAAAGGCCUGUCCGCUGGCCUUCUGAAAUGUCACAUGUCAGGUGGUGCCACUUUCUGCCACGUGUGUGGCUGACAACGAGGAUCUUGUGUGAGCGGAGAUUUCCUGAGCCAGAGUUAAACUGGCAAGGCAAAUGCAGGACAUCUCUCAGAUAACGUUGUUCUGUUUCUAUCAGUGUUCUUAAAAUGUUAUAUGUGCCCUGAGCCUUUGCCAAAGAGCAGAUUGACGAGUAAAGUCAAAUAAAGUAAUAUAUGGGGAGGGGGAAAAAUAGAAACAAAAAGUUUGGUUGGAUGAGGUUUUUCUCUGCUUUGUGGUGUUAUUUUUUUCUUUGUCCCCCCACCCCACCCUGUUGCUUUAUCUUGCCACACAGGCAUGCUAUUUUCCUACUCACUUUAUGUGGGA